Aegilops tauschii subsp. strangulata is the source of this 2002-nucleotide messenger RNA. RefSeq lists its product as uncharacterized. NCBI's taxonomy places the organism in Eukaryota, Viridiplantae, Streptophyta, Magnoliopsida, Poales, Poaceae. The record is from RefSeq and is a predicted model, not a curated record. Gene Ontology annotation, molecular function: serine-type exopeptidase activity; dipeptidyl-peptidase activity. Gene Ontology annotation, biological process: proteolysis.
CAUUCAUUGAACCCUAGUUCGUUCUUCGCUUUGCAUCGAAUUAAACCACAUGCUCCACCGCUUGUGCGGGCCCCCGUCAAUUCCUUUGAGUUUCAUUCUUGCGAACGUACUCCCCAGGCGGGAUACUUAACGCGUUAGCGCAAAGAAUGAACCCCACACGACACGAGCACUGACAUGAGCAACCUGCAGUGAGAGCUCUAGCGACGGGCAAAAAUGGCGGCUUCCUCCUCGCUCAUCGCCGUCGUCCCGGCGCUCCUCCUCUUCUUCACAGCGUUCGCGCCCACACCACUGGCAGCAGCAGCGACCUCCUCCAAGCUUCCCAGCCAGCCUCCUCCUUUCCCUGCUUGGCUCGCUCCUCUGCAGCAGCACCGGGCGGCAAGCUCGAGCGGCAGGUACACCACCGCCGCCACGGCCUCCGCGAAGCCGUUCACGGCGCACUACUUCCCGCAGGAGCUGGAUCACUUCACCUUCACGCCCAACUCCUCCCGCGUCUUUUCCCAGAAGUACCUCCUCAACGACACCUUCUGGCGGAAACCCACCGCCGGCGCCGGCGGCGUCGGCCCUCUGUUCGUGUACACGGGCAACGAGGGCGACAUCGAGUGGUUCGCCACCAACACCGGCUUCAUGUUCGACAUCGCGCCCGAGUUCGGCGCCCUCCUCGUCUUCAUCGAGCAUCGGUACUACGGGGAGUCGAAGCCGUUCGGAAACGACUCGUACACGUCGGCAGACACGGUGGGCUACCUGACGUCCACGCAGGCGCUCGCCGACUUCGCCAUCCUCAUCACCAGCCUCAAGCAGAACCUCUCUGCCGUCGACGCCCCCGUCGUUGUCUUUGGCGGCUCCUACGGCGGCAUGCUGGCUUCAUGGUUCAGGCUCAAGUAUCCCCAUGUCGCCAUGGGAGCACUGGCAUCCUCUGCUCCGAUACUGCAGUUCGACGACAUCACCCCGUGGUCUAGCUUCAACGACGCCAUCUCGCAGGACUUCAAGUCUGAGAGCCUGAAUUGCUUCAGUGUCAUCAAGGCGGUCUGGGAUCUGCUAGAGGACAAGGGAUCCAAUGACACAGGGCUCUUGGAGCUCAGCAAAACCUUUAGGGCCUGCAAGACGGUGCAUUCCGUUUAUCCGCUGGCAUUAUGGCUAAGGGCAGCAUUCACCACCACAGCCAUGGUGGACUAUCCAACUCCAGCCAAUUUCAUGAUGAAUCUGCCUGCUUACCCUGUGAAGGAGAUGUGCAAGAUCAUUGAUUCUUUUCCCGCGGAAGCAGACGUCAUCGGCAAAGCUUUCGCUGCGGCGAGCCUAUACUACAAUUACACAGGCGACCAGAAAUGCUUCGAGGUGGAGGGUGGCGAUGACCCUCAUGGCCUCCAUGGCUGGGGCUGGCAGGCCUGCACAGAGAUGGUCAUGCCGAUGACGGUGUCGAACGAGAGCAUGUUCCCACCGUCCAGCUUCAGUGACGAGAAGAGGUCGGAGGGCUGCCACCUGGUCUACGGAGUUCGUCCAAGGAUGCACUGGAUCACUACUGAAUAUGGUGGCCAUAAAAUUGACAAGGUUCUCAAGAGGUUUGGGAGUAACAUCAUCUUCUCCAACGGGAUGCGAGACCCAUGGAGUCGAGGCGGGGUGCUCAAGAACAUAUCAUCCAGCAUCAUUGCUCUUGUCACAGAGAAAGGGGCCCAUCAUUUGGACCUCAGAUCAGCAACCAAGGAUGAUCCAGACUGGCUUGUAGAACAAAGGAGACAGGAAGUUGGGAUCAUACAUGGAUGGAUAGAUCAGUAUAACAAGGACAUUGCGCAGAUGUAGCAGUAAGAAGGCGCCAUUGAUUUUCACAGUCAAGGAAAAUUAAUGUAGCUACAUGGAAAAUGUAAGGACUUUGCUAUCUUCUACAGGGCGAUAAGUACAAAAACUGAAGAUAGUGCAUUAGUGCAACUUCAAAUUAAACAAGACACCAGAAAUUUUUGAACUUAAGCAGUCAUAAACGGAUCAUGAAUGCAGAGGUUCUCUUUUUCUA